CUAUGUUACGAGUAGUCUUUUCACCAUUUGAAACUUCAACUCCCAGAAACCACUGCGCAAACCUGACCCAUCGGAUACGGAAAUGUGUCCAUCUUGUCAGGGCAACGAGCGAUAACGACUGUUUCAACUUCACCAUGAAUCCACUAACCAAGGUGAAGUUGAUCAAUGAGCUGAAUGAGAGAGAAGCGAAUUUAGGGAUUAAAGAGACUGUGUCCUGGCACUCAGAGUAUAAAGACAGCGCCUGGAUAUUCGUCGGAGGGUUUCCGUAUGAACUCACGGAGGGUGACAUUAUCUGUGUGUUCUCACAAUAUGGGGAGAUGGCCAACAUCAACCUGGUACGUGAUAAAAAGACAGGCAAAUCCAAAGGCUUCUGUUUCAUCUGCUACGAGGACCAGAGAAGCACCAUCUUGGCUGUUGACAAUUUAAACGGGAUUAAGAUUAAAGGGAGAACCAUCCGUGUGGACCAUGUGAUGAACUACCGCCCCCCCAAAGACAACGAGGACCUCGAUGACAUCACCAAGCGUCUGAGGGAGGAGGGAUGUGCCCCCAAGAUGCCGGACCCUUCGUCCUCUGAGGAAGAGGAAGAAGAGGAGGAGGAAGAGUACGCCGUCUCUGUGAAGAAGGCCAAGAAAGAUAAGAAAGAGAAGAAGAAGAAGAAGAAAGAGAAGAAGGAGAAGAAGAAGAAAAAGGUCCUGAAGGAGGAGCAGAAGGAGAGGCACCCUCAGGAGUCUGCUCCCGUCAGGGUCAAGCAGGAGAAGGAGGAUGAGGCCUACGACAAGUACGACCAGCGGGGGGCGCCAGAGCACCGCGGCUCCCAGUUCCGCAGCCCCCGGGAGGACGCGGCGUUCCGCCAUCGCCACGGAGACCAGCGGGACGGGAACAGAGAGAGGAAGGAGGAGGAGGGGUGGAGAGACGGGGUAGGGGACAGGAAGUGGGAGGGAGGGGUAAGGAACCGGGACAGCUGGAGAACGGGCAGGGAAGAACGAGAGGGGUCGGACGUUCCGCCGAGAGAGAGCGGCGACCGGGAGAGGGAAAGACCGAGGGAGAGAGAGAGAGACUUGGAUAGAAACAGAGAGAGAGAGAGAGUUAGCGAUAGGAGUAGAGGGAUGGAUCGAGAUAGGAGUAAAGAGAGAGACAACGACAGAAAUCGAGAUGGUGACAGAUACAACAAACACAAGGAGGGGGGCAGUCGAGAGAGUGAACACAGGAGACACUGAGGUGAACCUGUCGCCUAAAAAGACUGACCUAACUUCAAGAAAAAGUCCCCUUCUAAGACUCGCUUGGCAGGCGACUGAAAGUCGACGCUUGCUAAAAAUACCAAGUCACAGAUUCUUUUGUUCGCCUCUCUGCCGUUUUCUGCUGGCUGUGAUAACCGCUGAUAUGAAAACCCAGUGUGACGAGCAUGCAGAACUGUCUCUGUUUCCAAGACAACGACUUGAAAGUCACAUGCUUCGAGCAGGACUAAUGAAAGCUGGAUUUCAGUUGGACUUGUCGUCAUGUUGGAAAUGUAGGCCUACCUCUACCGCUGUAACCAUUUUUUUUUUCCUGUAAAUAAAAUGUAUUUGCUUUUGUAAACAA
This is a messenger RNA of Osmerus eperlanus (European smelt), 1578 nucleotides long. It is a transcript of the gene rbmx2, whose product is annotated as RNA binding motif protein X-linked 2. Gene Ontology annotation, molecular function: RNA binding. Bases 3 to 1217 code for a protein of 404 amino acids. The record is from RefSeq and is a predicted model, not a curated record. The transcript has 6 exons. Gene Ontology annotation, biological process: mRNA splicing, via spliceosome. Gene Ontology annotation, cellular component: U2 snRNP; precatalytic spliceosome; catalytic step 2 spliceosome. NCBI's taxonomy places the organism in Eukaryota, Metazoa, Chordata, Actinopteri, Osmeriformes, Osmeridae.